AUGGCCAAAUCAAAGAGCACGCGUACUCCUGCGUCCCUGUUUUCUCAGUCCUCCAACCACGGGCAAAUGACUCACAAGACCAAGACCAAGAAGAGCAGUGAACACUCCCGCAAAUACAAGCGCGUACAGUAUGAUGCGGCGCCGCGCUCAGAUCCGGCAAGUGAUCGUACCGACUACUACACGGACAAGGCCGGAUCAGCCAUCAAAGGUUUUGAACAGCAAUUUGGCGGCAGUGGCAGCAAAUAG
Molecule: messenger RNA, 246 nt
Organism: Clonostachys rhizophaga
Lineage: Eukaryota; Fungi; Ascomycota; Sordariomycetes; Hypocreales; Bionectriaceae
Source: the annotation of a GenBank genome assembly